AAAGGAGCAAAUUCAAUUCAUUUUUUUCUCAGGUCAUCUUUUCACAUGUUUUAGAGCCUCUUCUCUUCUUCUUCUUCUUCUUAUUCUUCUUCUUAUUCGAUUUCUGCUUCAUUGAUCUCAAAUCAUGGCCUCCAGGCAAGGGCGGAUUCUUAUUGCAUUAGUUCUUGCCGGAUUCUUUGUUUGCGGUCAUUCGUAUAACCGGCCGCCGCGGCGAAAAAACGUCUAUGUGAAACUAUCAGAAGAUGAUGAUGAUGAUUCCACAACUCCACAACAGGUUCAUAUAUCAAUGGCUGGUGAAGAUAAUAUGAGAAUAACAUGGAUAACAAACGAUCCAACUCCAGCAAUAGUAGACUAUGGUACAUCUCGUGGAGUAUACACCAGCUCUGCAAAUGGAACUACAUCAUCUUAUCGCUACAUUAUGUAUAAUUCUGGCCAAAUUCAUAACGUAGUCAUUGGACCGCUCAACCCAAAUACUGUUUAUUAUUACCGUUGCAGCUCAAACUCAGCUCGCCAGUUCAGUUUCAAAACCCCACCACCUCAACUUCCUAUCAAAUUCGCCAUUUCAGGUGAUCUUGGACAAACUGGUUGGACCACGUCAACCCUUGACCACAUAUCAAAAUCAGACUACGAUAUGUUGCUUCUACCAGGGGACUUGUCAUAUGCCGAUACGGUUCAAAAUCUGUGGGACUCAUUUGGGCAGCUGGUGGAGCCAUUGGCCAGCCAGCGGCCGUGGAUGGUAACACAGGGCAACCAUGAAAUUGAAAAAUUUCCAAUUCUCCAUACAAGCCCAUUCACAGCCUACAAUGCUAGAUGGCAGAUGCCAUUUGAAGAAAGCGGGUCCAAUUCCAAUUUAUACUACUCUUUCAAUGUAGCUUCUGGUGUACAUGUAAUUAUGCUGGGGUCAUACACAGAUUUUGAUCCAAAUUCACCUCAGUACAAGUGGCUACAAGCUGAUUUAGGCAAGGUUGAUAGGGCCAAAACUCCAUGGAUUUUGGUGCUGAUCCAUGCACCUUGGUAUAAUUCUAAUACUGCACAUCAGGGUGAGCCUGAGUCAAUAAACAUGAAGAAAUUCAUGGAAGGAUUGCUUUACCAAGCUCGGGUUGAUGUUGUUUUUGCUGGGCAUGUGCACGCAUAUGAGCGAUUUACUCGUGUUUAUCAAGGGAAAGCAGACAACUGUGGUCCUGUUCAUAUAACUAUUGGAGAUGGUGGCAACCGUGAAGGCCUUGCUAAAGAUUACAUAGAUCCAAAGCCAGCAAUUUCAGUUUUCAGAGAGGCAAGCUUUGGACAUGGGCAACUGGAGGUGGUGAAUGCAACCCAUGCUCAAUGGACAUGGCAUAGAAAUGAUGAUGAUGAGCAAUUUGCCAGUGACUCAAUCUGGCUCACCAGCCUCUCUUCUAAUCCUGCUUGUAAAAUCUGAGGAAUAUGCCCAGUAGGCAGUAAGGGUAGAUAGUAUCACAUUGAUGUUUUUAUCCUUAGGAAAGUAAAUAUCCUCAGGAAGGUAGAAUAAAUGUGUUGCAAGUAUAGAUAUUUUUAUGCUUUUCACAAUGGAAAUCAGUCAGGCUUUUUGAGUGAAA
Messenger RNA from Hevea brasiliensis (rubber tree), 1574 nucleotides. Its product is annotated as probable purple acid phosphatase 20. The transcript has 5 exons. Gene Ontology annotation, molecular function: acid phosphatase activity; metal ion binding. Lineage: Eukaryota; Viridiplantae; Streptophyta; Magnoliopsida; Malpighiales; Euphorbiaceae. The coding region runs from base 125 to 1417 and encodes 430 amino acids. The record is from RefSeq and is a predicted model, not a curated record.